AUGAAGUGGUCAAAGCACAUUGGCCCCGACCAUAAGAGUGCGGCGGGGCGUAUGAAUACUGAAAAUGAGACGGAAACUCGCUCGGUUUUCUCAGACCUCUCGUCCACCUCCUCCGCCUGGCAUUCCACUGAAGAUGAGGCGUCACCGAUUACCCUGGGGGAAAGGCCGUUCACAGAAGGCAGCACUUUCGCUAGCACUUCCACGCACUGGGAUCCUUCGCCUUCGUCCGGUGCAUCCACAGAAACGCUAAUGGUUGCUACUGCAGGAGUUCCACCGAGUAACGCCCUGCGCAGUACCCCCAAGGCAUUUGGCCCUCGGGGUAUCGUAGCCUCUUUGUUGAGUUUCAUCUUAGCGGCAGCUCUGAUCACAGCGGCUACAAUGGCCACCAGAAAGGUAGUCCAUGAAAAGCAGCCACCGGUGGAGCCCCUUGUCGCGAAAAAACAAAAGCCUCCCAAGCCUAAACCCAAGCUUACAUUAGACCUCACCAAGGACGAGGAAAUUAGCUUUCCUAAAAGGCCUGAGGGUGCUUACUCGUAUUUUGGUCCAGCCCCUGAUAUUAAGGUCUCAUCGGAUCAGCAAAGUAUUCAACGCUAUGAAGCGGCAUUGGGGGCGGCCAGUGUUCAGCUUUCCCAGGCAUGGAACUCGGCCUCCUCGAUCGUCCAGGAAGCAUUUUGUAAGCAUUUUAUGCCGAGACUAAAGGAAGGCGUCACAGUUCCUGCGCCGUUGGCUAUGUUCGAGCGCCAUGCAGAGGCGCUGCGGAGCAUGAGUAUUGGUGAGCAGUCCAGCACUACCGAAAAACGUAAUUAUGUUGCUCGGCUCCUCUUGGUGACCUCAGUACUCCACGCGGCGUCUGCACGAAUUUCCUCACUCACAGAACUGGAAACGUUCUGCAAGAACACAGGCAUGGGUUCAGUGCUGCUGGGCAUCAAAGCAGUUCCUUUGCCUUCCGCUGAGCAGCUUUCCUCAAUAGGAAAGGGUGAAGAGGCUAACACCACAAAAGUUUCAUAUUCAAGGUUUCUGGAUCUAGUUCAAGACUGUCAUGCCCCAGAUAAAUCCAGUGGUGCACGUUCAAACCAAGGCAUACCCGAAGUCCUAGCCAUGAGACUCGUUAACGUCCUGAAAUGUGAAAUGCUGCACGAACAGCACAACACCCGAGUAACUAAGGCGUUCGACAUGUUAUUAGAUGCGCUUGGGAGGGAAUCGCCUUCUCACAAAGCAAGCUUAGUGAAUCGUUCGGGAUUUCUCAUGUCUCCAGGCAACAGACCGUUUAGCACUCCUGCUUUUGAGUUUGCUCUCGCCGAGUUAGGAAAACAGAACAAGGACCAUGCAGUGUCUCCGAGAGAUAUUGCAUCUUGGUCCCAUAGUUGGACCGUGCAUGGCGUGUUGAGCAUUCUGCAAUGGUUGGAAGCGAAGGAGUGUCAAUGGCUGGACAAUAAGAGAAACGACAAGGAGGAAGCAACACAGGUUUUUCAGGAACUGUGGAUAGGCACCCACGUGCCUGCCCACGACCUGUACUCCUUAGCCGUUGCGUUGUUGUAG
Molecule: messenger RNA, 1539 nt
Organism: Cyclospora cayetanensis
Lineage: Eukaryota; Apicomplexa; Conoidasida; Eucoccidiorida; Eimeriidae
Exons: 1
Coding region: 1-1539 (512 amino acids)
Source: RefSeq, a predicted model, not a curated record